UUUCCUGGUCUCAUCAGAAGAAAAUCUGCGAAAAGGAAUUAUGAAUUAUCUAAAUUCAAUAUAACCCGUCUCUCUCUUCUCUCUUCUCUCUCCUGGCACAAGAAACUCAACAGCUCAGCCAUGGCCUCGGCCGCUGAAACUCGCCAACACCAUCAUCAACCCACCAAAUCCCUCUCUCUCUUCCUCCAAUCCACCGCCUCCAACCUCUUCUCUGUCCUAUCCUCCAAUACCCAGAAGCCCCCGGCUCCCAAAGCGACGCCGCCCAAGCCCCCCUCGAAGGUCUGCAUGCCCCUCCUCUUCGCCGGCGACUCGCCGCCCCAAGCGCUUCCCUUGCCCUUCUCUCCGCCCCCCGAGUCGACCCGGAGUGACUCGCUGUCCUCUCCGGCACCGGAGUCCAAGGGGUCGUCGCGGGACGCGGGCGGAGGGUUCCCGUCGACUGUGAGUAUCUCCGGUCUGAAUUCUGGGAGAAGGGCCGGCGGACCCGCCUUCGUGGGGCAGGUCUUCAGUAUGUGUGACCUUUCGGGUACAGGUCUCAUGGCUGUGUCCACGCACUUCGAUAUACCCUUCAUCUCCAAAAGAACACCUGACUGGAUGAAGAAAAUGUUUGCAACAAUCACAAAGAGUGAGAGGAAUGGUCCUGUGUUCCGUUUUUUCAUGGAUCUAGGUGAUGCAGUUACAUAUGUCAAACGAUUGAAUAUUCCAAGUGGUGUGGUGGGUGCCUGCCGUCUUGAUUUAGCAUAUGAGCAUUUCAAGGAAAAACCUCACUUAUUCCAGUUUGUUCCAAACGAGAAGCAGGUCAAGGAAGCCAAUAAACUUCUUAAGACAAUCCCACAAAAUGAUGGCAGGCAAAGGGUUGACGGUGUUCCUGUUUUUACUGCUCAAAAUUUGGAUAUUGCGAUUGCAACAACUGAUGGGAUUAAGUGGUAUACUCCAUACUUUUUUGACAAAAAUAUGCUGGACAACAUUCUUGAAGAGUCUGUUGACCAGCAUUUUCAUGCAUUAAUUCAAAGUCGGCGCACACAACGCUGGCGGGAUGUGGUUGAUGACAACUUGGCAGAGGUAGUAGAAGAGAAUGGAGACAGUUUAUGGGAGCCUCCAGAGGUUCAAGAAGUGAUGGAUGAGAUGGGCCAUCCUGGAAUACCUCUGAGUGUCAUAUCAAAGGCAGCUGAAAUGCAGCUCCUUUAUGCUGUUGACAGGGUUCUACUGGGGAACAGGUGGUUGCGAAAGGCAGCUGGCAUUCAACCAAAAUUUCCUUAUAUGGUUGACUCAUUUGAAAGAAGGAGUGCAGUGUCUUUUCUGAAAGCAUCUGAGUCAAGCAGCUACAUUAUGAACUCUCAGACAGCAUAUGAUAAUAGUAAAGAUUCCCUGUCCCUUGGUUCCUCAGAGCUGAAAUCAAAGGAUAGUGUUGAGUCUGACACAAGUCAGAAGCCAGAUGUGCGGUUCCCCUUUGGAGAUUGGUUUAAUCAUCCAUGGUCAAAACAGCAGCACAAACUGCAAAACAAAUUGGAUCCAAGAACGGAAAGAAUGUUGAAGGAAUCUGUACAACAAGAACUAGAACCGAACCCUUUUCUUCCAAAGAUUACAAUGGUUGGAAUCUCAACGGGCGAAGCAGGGCAAAUGAGCAAAGCCACCUUGAAGAAAACGAUGGAGGAUCUAACAAGGCAGCUGGAGCAGACAGAUCGGGGAAGCACUUCUGGUGGUAGCAGUGGUAGUUAUGGUAGUGAUGAAUUCAAAAACGAAGACAGGGAUCCCCUAUUUGUUGCAAAUGUUGGUGAUUACUUUUCCAGGAUGGGAAAGAGAGGUUCUGCACGAUGGGUUCGUGGUGGAAGCAAUUAGAAGGAGCUAGAGUAACAAGCAUAAUGUUUCUUUUGCAGAAGUUAGUGAUGCAAAUUCAGUACUUCAAACCAAAGAGUAGAUGUAAUUUAACUUCAAAAAUGGGUAGGAAAUUUUGGGCUGGGAUGUUGGGCUCUUGUAAAAGAAAUGUGGGUGCAUCCUGUUUCUCUAUGAAUGCUUGUAAAUAGUGGAAAAAGUUAAUCCAAUGAUGGUGAUUAUAAA
Malania oleifera is the source of this 2055-nucleotide messenger RNA. RefSeq lists its product as uncharacterized. Gene Ontology annotation, biological process: protein transport. The coding region runs from base 121 to 1836 and encodes 571 amino acids. The transcript has 9 exons. The record is from RefSeq and is a predicted model, not a curated record. Lineage: Eukaryota; Viridiplantae; Streptophyta; Magnoliopsida; Santalales; Ximeniaceae.